AGAGAGAGAGAGAGAGAUGGGUAGUAUAGAGAUGGACAAGGAGAGAUUGACGGCAGAGAUGGCGUUUAAGGAUUCAUCCUCUGUCGUCAUCAAAAUUCGGACAAGUUUGCCGGACUUUUUACAGUCUGUAAAGCUAAAAUACGUGAAGUUGGGGUAUGGCUAUUCAUGCAACCCCGCCACCGUUUUGAUGUUCCUUGUGGUUUUACCCUUGUCCAUAGCCAUUCUCAUUCAACUCACAGGUCUAAGAUUCGACCGGGUUUCAGAUAUAUGGACUAGUCAAACCGUCUCACUUGAUACAGCCACUACACUAACCGGUUCCAUGGUUCUGAUGUUCCUGUUAGGCUUAUACUGGGCCAAGAGCCCCAGACCCGUCUACCUCGUGGACUUUGCUUGUUACAAACCGGAAGAUGAACGGAAAAUGUCGACUGAAUCAUUCUUGAAGAUGACAGAAGACAGCGGUGCAUUUGAGGAAGACACGGUUCAAUUCCAAAGACGAAUCGCAGCCCGGUCUGGUCUAGGUGAUGAGACAUAUCUACCCAGAGGGAUUACGUCUACACCGCCAAAUUUGUGCAUGAAAGAAGCCCGGUUGGAGGCCGAGGCGGUCAUGUUCGGAGCACUCGACGUACUGUUCAGCAAAACUGGGGUUGAACCGAAUGAUAUCGGAAUUGUGAUCGUAAAUUGCAGCCUAUUCAAUCCAACCCCAUCUCUCUCCUCCAUGAUCAUCAACCAUUACAAGCUUCGACCAGAUAUUAAGAGCUACAACCUCGGCGGAAUGGGCUGCAGUGCAGGCCUUAUCUCAAUCGACCUUGCAAACCAUCUCCUCAAAGCCAACCCCAACACAUACGCAGUAGUUGUGAGUACUGAAAACAUCACACUCAAUUGGUACUUUGGGAAUGAGCGUUCUAUGCUUCUUUGCAACUGUAUCUUCCGUAUGGGUGGAGCAGCCAUGCUUCUUUCAAACAAAGCUCGAGACCGUGCCCGGUCCAAGUAUGAGCUGGUCCACACGGUUCGAACCCAUAAAGGCGCAGAUGAAAAUAGCUACAACUGUGUGUACCAAAGAGAAGAUGAGACAGGUACAGUAGGUGUUUCACUUGCUCGUGAGUUAAUGGCGGUGGCAGGUGACGCUCUUAAAACGAACAUAACUACAUUGGGCCCUCUGGUCUUGCCAUUAUCAGAACAAUUUAUGUUUUUUGUUACGUUGGUUCGGAAAAAGGUUUUCAGAGCUAAGGUGAAGCCAUAUAUACCCAAUUUUAAGCUAGCUUUUGAGCACUUUUGCAUACAUGCCGGUGGUCGAGCUGUGCUGGACGAGUUGCAGAAAAAUUUACAACUCACCGAGUGGCACAUGGAGCCUUCAAGAAUGACUCUGCACCGGUUUGGGAACACAUCGAGCAGCUCGUUGUGGUAUGAAUUGGCUUACACGGAGGCAAAAGGCCGUGUUUCAAGAGGCGACCGGGUAUGGCAGAUUGCGUUUGGGUCUGGUUUCAAGUGUAACAGCGCGGUUUGGAAGGCCCUCAGGGAGAUUUCUGCUACUGAUCAGUGCAAUGGUAUUGGUAACCCCUGGGCUGAUUCGGUCCAUAGGUAUCCCGUUAAGGUUCCCGUUACAUAGAAUGGUCCACGUGGACUAUCCCCUCCCAGAGCACUAGCAGAUUCACCACCACCACAGAAAGAGAGAGAUUAUGAUUUCUGGGAUCCUUAGUUUUCUUUUUUCUUUUACUUUUUAUAAAUUAAGACAAAAAUGUUUGGAACGUUAAUGCAUUAUUUUGGGUGGUCAACGCAUUCAUAUUUAC
Ilex paraguariensis (yerba mate) is the source of this 1787-nucleotide messenger RNA. The record is from the annotation of a GenBank genome assembly. NCBI's taxonomy places the organism in Eukaryota, Viridiplantae, Streptophyta, Magnoliopsida, Aquifoliales, Aquifoliaceae.